Messenger RNA from Metarhizium brunneum ARSEF 3297, 855 nucleotides. RefSeq lists its product as uncharacterized. The record is from RefSeq and is a predicted model, not a curated record. NCBI's taxonomy places the organism in Eukaryota, Fungi, Ascomycota, Sordariomycetes, Hypocreales, Clavicipitaceae.
AUGGAUGCACCUACUCCAAAGGCAACGCCAAAACGAAAACGCUGCGGGGACAUUUCCCUGAGCCCAGUCAAAUUCUCUUUUAAUCCAUCGACUGCUGAAUCCGCCGACGAUGGAAGUAAUAGUCCACGGUCCAAGGUUGCGCAUCGGUUUCGCGGUCUGGCUCUUGGAAGUGGGGGCGGGGUUGUAAAUGACCACGGCCACGAGGCAGACGUCGGGGAUGGCCCAGACUUUGCGCGGAAACGACAAAGGCAAGAUGAAGUCGUGGCCAAUGCCAGUGAAGAAGAUUUUCAGCCGGUGACAGAUUCUCCUACACCACGGUCAAGUCAAGCCUUCGGUCCUGGGCUCAACGCCUUUGCCGAGCACCUCGCAUCUCAGACUCCAACGUUGGUAGCGGCUGCUCCAGAGCCAGAAAACAAACCGCCCCGUCGAAGAAGGGCUGGUACACCACCGCUUAAUAUGCACAAGUCACCGAAGAAGGCCAAGAAGUAUGACGUAGAGGCAAGCGAAUCACCCUUUGCUGAUGAAGAUGACAUUAUCGUGGAUCCGGUCAGGGCGGCCCUCACAUGGCACGAUGAUGAAAUCACCGUUUACGACCCCUAUGACAAGGACGAUGAUGGUACCGGCAUCAACGGAGUGGGUUUCAAGCCAACACCCGCCAUGGCAGAAGCAAGAGCCGUUCGCAGACGACAUCAGAUGGCCGAGUAUCGGAAACGGGAAGAGAGUGAGGCUAGAGCUAGGCGCAGUCAGCGACGAAGAGGAGAAGAACCCCCAUCCGCUCGGCUGAAAAAGAAAUCACCUUCGAGAAAGGUCAGAUUUGCGGAUUCAGAAAGACAGAGUGCUGUUGUGAUAACAUGA